Messenger RNA from Anopheles maculipalpis, 2123 nucleotides. It is a transcript of the gene amon, whose product is annotated as neuroendocrine convertase 2. The coding region runs from base 1 to 1938 and encodes 645 amino acids. NCBI's taxonomy places the organism in Eukaryota, Metazoa, Arthropoda, Insecta, Diptera, Culicidae. Gene Ontology annotation, molecular function: serine-type endopeptidase activity. The record is from RefSeq and is a predicted model, not a curated record. Gene Ontology annotation, biological process: protein processing. The transcript is spliced from 11 exons. Gene Ontology annotation, cellular component: trans-Golgi network; Golgi membrane.
AUGUCCACCAAGUUCGUCUGCCUGGUCGUGGUGGUGGCCCUGUUUGGUGGCAUUUGCUGCACGGGGAGUACGCUCGUCCACCGGGGUCAGCCGGGCGAUGUGUUCACCAGUUCCUUUCUGGUGCGCUUCAAACGCAGCCUGGACAAGCAGCUGGUGCACGAAAUAGCGACUCGUAAUGGAUUCCAAAAUUUGGGCGAGCUUCCUGGCAGCAAUGGAAAGGAGUUCCACUUCAAGCAUACCACUCUGCCGCUAGUACGGACCAGGCGCAGCAUCUCCCAUACGCGAGUCCUUAAAAAGGAACCUCUGAUACACACGGCCGUACAACAGCCAGGAUUUAAGCGCGUGAAGCGUGGCUUCCGUCAUGCAGUUCCGUUAAACUACAUCCCGGACAAGGCACCCGGGUAUGGUGGUGAAAAUGUACCGACCGAUCCGUACUUUCCGUUUCAAUGGUACUUGAAAAAUACAGGGCAAAAUGGUGGCAAAGCCAAACUUGACUUAAACGUGCUAGCUGCGUGGGACCAAGGCAUUACGGGAAAAAACAUUACAACCGCCAUCAUGGACGACGGCGUUGAUUAUAUGCACGCAGAUCUGAAGUUUAAUUAUAACGCUGAAGCUAGUUACGAUUUCAGCAGUAACGAUCCAUUCCCCUAUCCUCGAUAUACGGACGACUGGUUCAAUAGCCAUGGUACGAGAUGUGCGGGAGAGGUCGCCGCUGCCCGGGACAAUGGGAUCUGCGGCGUUGGUGUGGCGUACGAUUCGAAAAUUGCCGGCAUUCGGAUGCUGGACCAACCAUACAUGACCGAUCUGAUAGAGGCGAACUCGAUGGGCCACGAACCGCACAAAAUACACAUCUACAGUGCAUCCUGGGGACCGACGGACGAUGGUAAAACGGUAGACGGGCCGCGAAACGCAACGAUGCGUGCGAUCGUACAAGGAGUGAAUGAGGGCCGGAACGGGCUGGGUAAUAUCUACGUGUGGGCUUCGGGUGAUGGCGGUGAGGAGGACGAUUGUAACUGUGACGGGUAUGCGGCAUCCAUGUGGACCAUCUCAAUCAACAGUGCGAUCAACGACGGGCAGAAUGCACACUAUGAUGAGAGUUGCAGUUCAACGCUGGCCAGCACAUUCAGCAAUGGAGCCAAGGAUCCAAACACUGGUGUGGCAACCACCGAUCUGUACGGAAAAUGCACCACAACACACUCGGGAACGAGUGCAGCAGCACCGGAAGCGGCCGGAGUUUUCGCACUUGCACUGGAAGCGAAUCCAUCAUUAUCUUGGCGCGAUAUGCAACAUCUAACAGUACUGACUUCGAAGCGGAAUUCACUGUUUGACGCCAAGAAUCGGUUCCACUGGACGAUGAACGGCGUUGGGCUGGAGUUUAACCAUCUGUUUGGAUUCGGCGUCCUGGAUGCCGGUGCUAUGGUUGCGUUGGCAAAGAAAUGGAGAACAGUGCCGCCCCGAUAUCACUGUGAAGCCGGUGCAAUCACACAGAUACACCGGAUACCUUCGUCGGGUUCGCUGUACUUGCCAAUCAAGACAAAUGCUUGCAAAGGCACGGAUACGGAAGUACGCUACCUGGAACAUGUGCAGGCCGUUAUUACUGCAAACGCCAGCAGACGUGGUGAUCUGGAGCUAUUCCUGACAUCUCCAAUGGGCACAAGAUCAAUGAUACUGAGCAAACGGGCCAAUGAUGAUGACCGUCGGGAUGGCUUCACAAAAUGGCCUUUCAUGACGACUCACACAUGGGGCGAAUAUCCACAGGGCACAUGGAUGUUGGAGGCCACAUUCAAUUCGCAGGAGAGCCGUACUGGUUGGAUCAAAGAGUUUUCGCUCGUGUUGCACGGCACCAAGGAUCCACCGUAUCAGACACUGUCGCCGGCAUCGCCACACUCCAAGUUGGCGAUUGUAAAGAAAGCUCACGAAGAUAAGGACGGCAAUUAAGAUGUAACCUUUUAGCCGUCUGCACAAAACACACAUACCAACCACGUACACUUUCACACAUACAUAAACAGACGUACACGUAAACACAGACUCUACAAAGUACGCUGCAAUGGUGUCUAUAGGAUGGCAACAUAGGGCGCAUAUAUAGAUCUAUAUAUACAUAUAUAUAUAUAUUUAUACAUUGA